This is a messenger RNA of Prosopis cineraria, 808 nucleotides long. RefSeq names its product 50S ribosomal protein L12, chloroplastic. The coding region runs from base 92 to 658 and encodes 188 amino acids. The record is from RefSeq and is a predicted model, not a curated record. Gene Ontology annotation, molecular function: structural constituent of ribosome. Gene Ontology annotation, biological process: translation. The transcript has a single exon. Gene Ontology annotation, cellular component: ribosome. NCBI's taxonomy places the organism in Eukaryota, Viridiplantae, Streptophyta, Magnoliopsida, Fabales, Fabaceae.
CUUAUCCUCUAUUUCUAUCUCGUUCGAAUUCCCCUCUUAUCCCUCACCCGGAGGAGAAGCAGGAGAGUAAGAAGCAGCGAGCAAAUUCACAAUGGCCGCGACUCUAUCCACUCUCACUCUUCGUUCCCCUUCUUGUUCUACUCCUUCCUCUUAUCCUUCCCACUCUUCCACCUUCUUCAGACCCUCCCUCCGGUUCCCCUUCUCUCCCCAUCCCAAUCUUAUCCAGCGCGCCACCCAUAUCCGCCCCCCCGCCGCCGUCGCUGCCCCCGAGAAGAUCGAGAAGCUCGGCGCCGAUAUCUCCAACCUCACCCUCGAAGAGGCUAAAAUCCUUGUCGAUUACCUCCAAGACAAACUUGGCGUCUCCGCUGCCGCCUUUGCCCCCGCCGCCGUGGCUGCCGCCCCCGGUGCCCCGGCCGACGCGGCCCCUGCAGCAGCCGAGGAGAAGACUGAGUUUGACGUCAUCAUCGAUGACGUCCCCAGUAACGCGAGGAUUGCUGUUAUCAAGGCCGUAAGAGCCUUGACGAGCUUGGCUCUGAAGGAAGCUAAGGACCUGAUUGAAGGCUUGCCGAAGAAGUUCAAGGAAGGUGUUUCCAAGGAUGAGGCUGAGGAUGCCAAAAAACAGCUUGAAGAGGCUGGAGCAAAGGUUUCCAUCGCUUAAAUUUUAUAGUCUAUGCAGGAUGGUUCGUUGAAUUUGAGCUUUAUUUUUUUUAAUGUAAUUUUAUAGCUAUUUCUUAGUUGAGUACAGUGUAAUGUGAUUGUUUAUGCCUGAAUUUCAAGUCAGUUGCAAUCGAGGGGUUCCAUUUAUGAA